UUCAUACAUAGGCUACUGCUAGACAUGCACACAGACUGCGUGCAAUUAUAAAGCACAUAAAAGCUAUUCUGAAGGGCAGAUUUGGGCAUCUUUGUCAAGCGUCGAAGUAUGUUCCUCCCCCCUGCUAGAGAGUAUAGCAAACUGCAGCUUCCCUCGUGUCAAGGUGUCACAUCAGUUGGUUGAUGUCGACCUAAGUAUUUCCGUUGUGAAAGGAAAUAUGUCCCAGUUGUGGGCCUCUUUAUCAGACACUUAAAUCCAUACACUGUAUGGAAGGGUUACAAAGGUUUAGAAACAUGCUUAAAUCUGUAUAAGCCAUGACUAGAUUAGAGCUAAGACCGAUUGUGAGCACUCCCAUUAAGUCACCCUGUCCCCUUAAAAAGCAAGGUUUGGGGCGUUUAUUCAUUUUGCACUAUUUUUUGUAUCUGUUUAGUUUACAUUUAUAUAUAAUAUUACUCGCCCGAAUGGUUGUUAAACAAGGGCAUUCUUGUUUGCUGUGUGAGGUAUCAUUGUUAUAUUAUUUUAUAUUAUUAUGUUAUUUACUUAUAUAACACUUUGCUUGUGCCUAGAGGCAACCAAAUCCUUCUAACUUUUUGUAUUAAGGUCCCUUCUGCAAAUUAUAAUAAACAUGUCAAAAGCAUGCAAUAACAUUGAACUAUAUUUCUCAUGUUUUGUCUGACGCCUAAUAAUAAUUUGGUCAAAAUCGUCUAUUUAUUUGGCAUAACCAUAAUUACAUUGCAAUUUUAUUAUAUCCAAUUUCCUCCGACUGACUACAUUAUUCAUUUUUGCUUGUCAGUAGAAACAGGAAUCAAACAGACAGUCACGUCAUAGUUUUUCCAAAAGGUUGUACGUUCUUAAUAAGGCCUAUAGAGGGCGACACAGGCUAAAUUACUUAGUGCCCAUUGAAUAAAACCCAUAGUUGUUAAUUGAUGGAACAGCAAUAGGACUACAUACAGGACUACAAUAUAAAUACAUGUAAAUAUAAAUUAUCUAAAGCUCCAUGGGUAGCUGUACAAGCCCAAGUAACCAAAUUGAUUAUCACUCAAUAAAGGUCUAUGACACCUCGGACCUUAAAGGGGACCUAUUAUGCUUUUUCGACUUUUAUGACCUAUAAACGUUGUUAUAAUGAUUGAUAGUCAUGUUUAACCAUACACAAAAAACGUUGUAGAUUUUCGGGAAACUCUUCCUCUCAUCUGGGCGCUUUCAUCCUUCUCUGUCAACGCUCGGUUUCGUCCUUCUCCGCCCCCUAGCCCCCCUCCUGCAAACCCAACUCCGUUGUGAUUGGUUACCUUCCUUGAAGCGUGUGCGCGGGCAGAUUUGACCAGGCAAAUGGGGGCGCGGCAGGAGUGCCUCUACGUAGAUGAUUCCCGGAAAUGUGAACAAGUGAAUCGCAAACGUUGUCCCGAGUGUUAAGCGCUCUGCACAGCCACCCUAGACUGUCAGCAGGGAAUACGUCGAAAUGCAUGUAGGCCUACGUCAUUAUUUGACACUUUAGUAUGGUUAAACAUGACUAUCAAUCAUUAUAACAACGUUUAUAGGUCAUAAAAGUCGAAAAAGCAUAAUAGGUCCCCUUUAAUCCUUACCUCCAUUUACAAGAAACGUUCACACGCCUUUUCAUGAAGGAUACUGUAUGACAAGGCUUUCUGAAAUAAAUAGAGAAAAGAACAGAAAACUGUGGUCUAAAUAAACAAAUGUAUGAAUGAUUGACCAUUUUUCUACAUUUUAGAUAUAUACGGAUCAGUUCAGACGCUCAUAACUACAACCAGACGAUGUGGUCAAGAGAUAACGUCACCGCAGAGAAGAAACGCAAUAUGCGACCUGCGUCAGACUGCUUUAACUCAUGGCGAUGAAUAUUGGAGUGAUAUCACAGCCACCUCGACGUCACUGGCGACUACCGUUCUAUCCCCCACCUCAGCCGUCCCUUCCUUCCAGGCAAACACCUGGAAAUGGAGUAACUGUGUGCUGCAGCUCCACCAACACCACCAGCACACUCCGACCCAAACAGCCUCCACCCGCACCGCCCUCUCAGAAUCAUGUCUCAGGACUCGGACCCCAAGCUGUACCACUUCCCCGGUCUGGAGGACCAGGACGGGGGGGCCCGUGGCUGCAGAAGGGCCUCCCUGUGUGGCCCCACGCCCCGAGGGCCCGCCCGGCGAGGCUCCAACGCCCAGCUCCGCCGCAUGGGGAGCUACGGCCAGGCGGGGCCCGACCUGGGGCGGGCCUCCGAGGGCAGCGACAGCAGCGGGUCCCUUCGGGGACCCCCGGCGGCCCCCUCCCCCCCGCGGGGACACCGCUCCCGCCAGCUGCCCGAGGAAGACGUGGAGAUGAAGAGCAGCGGGUCGAGCGGGAGCGGGACGGAGUCCCAUGGAGACGAGAGCCGUGGCAACCAGAGCCACGGCAACGGGUCGAUAGGCAGCUCCAACGGCCACAGCAAGGACUCUGCUCUGUUGACGUCUUCCGGGAGCAACAAGAGUUCUACCUCCCACAGCACGUCCAUUCCCAGCAGCUCCAACGCCUUCAGCCUGCUCAGCUCUGAGCAGGACAACCCCUCCACCAGUGGCUGCAGCAGUGAGGAGUCUGCCAAGGCCAAGACCCAGAAGGAGCUGCUGAAGACGCUGAAGGAGCUGAAGCUCCUGCUGCCGGCGGAGAAGAGGAGCAAGGGCAGCACCUCGUCCACCCUCAACACGCUCAAGUACGCCCUCCGCUGCGUGAAGCAGGUGGAAGCCAACGAGGAGUACUACCAGCUGCUGAGGACCAACGACGGCCAGCCCUCGGGUGUGGACGUGCCCUCCUACACCAUCGAGGAGAUCGACAGCAUCACAUCCGAGUACACUCUCAAGAACAACGACAUCUUUGCGGCGGCGGUGUCUCUGAACACGGGCCGCAUCGUCUACAUCUCGGACCAGGCGGCCUCCAUCCUCAACUGCAAGCGGGAGGUGUUCCAGAACGCCAAGUUUGUGGAGUUCCUGUCGCCGCAGGACGUCAGCGUGUUCCACAGCUUCACCACGCCCUACCGCCUGCCCUCCUGGAGCAUGUGCACUGGAGCAGAGUCCUCGCCUCCCGACUGCAUGCAGGAGAAGUCCUUCUUCUGCCGUAUCAGCGGGGGUAAGGAGCGUGCGGGGGACCUCCAGUACCUGCCCUUCCGCAUGACGCCCUACCUGAUGAAGGUCCAGGACAGCGGGCACCCGGAGGACCACCUCUGCUGCCUCCUGCUGGCCGAGCGCGUGCACUCCGGCUACGACGCUCCCAGAAUCCCCACAGACAAGCGCGUGUUCACCACCACACACACGCCGACCUGCGUGUUCCAGGACGUGGACGAGAGGGCAGUGCCUCUACUGGGGUACCUCCCCCAGGACCUCAUCGGCACCGCGGUCCUGCUGCACCUCCAUCCCAACGACCGGCAGGUCAUGCUGGGCAUCCACAGGAAAAUCCUGCAGUUUGGGGGCCAGCCCUUUGACCACUCUUCCAUCCGGUUCUGCGCCCAUAACGGGGAGUACAUCAUCCUGGACACCAGCUGGUCCAGCUUCGUCAACCCCUGGAGCCGCAAAGUGUCCUUCGUUAUCGGGAGGCACAAGGUCCGCAUUGGCCCUGUCAAUGAAGAUGUCUUCGUGGCUCCAGCCCCCAAGCCUGGAGAGACCAAGACCAUAGACCCGGACGUCCCGGAGAUCACAGAGCAGAUCCAUCGGCUCCUCUUGCAGCCGGUUCACAACACUGGCACUACGGGCUACAGUAGCGUGAGCAGCAACGACCUCCACGUCAGCAUGUCCUCCCCAGGAGAGAGUCUGGGCCACAAGGUCCAGACCGAGGCAGAGGGGGAGAGCAGCAUGACCAAACCGCGUACCUUCCAGGAGAUCUGCAAGGGGCUUCACCGCAGGAAGAGCCAGGAGCAGCAGCUCUGCCUGGCUACCUCCACCAAGCCAGACGCCAGGAGACCCACCCCCACCACCGCCACAGGCAGCAGCAUAGAUGGGCUCCAGAAGGCCGUGGCUGUGGUGCAGCCGAAGGACUCCACAGCCCCCCUCAGUUGGAGGAAUGCGGGUGCCGUGAUGGAGGUGAACCGGGCCUCCAUCCAGGAGCUGCCGGCCGUCAACGACCAGACUGUGUACUCCUACCAGCAGAUCAACUGUCUGGACAGCGUCAUCAGGUACUUGGACAGCUGCACCAGCCCCGUCACCAUGAAGAGGAAGUGUGAGUCCACCUCCCUCACCCUGUCCUCCAACUCAGAGGAGGACGAUCAGCAGAAGGACCACGUCUCCUGCCGGGCGUCUGGAGAAGCGGCCGUGUUAAAGGAUCAGCCUGUUCAUCGUCCCUUGGGCGAUGCAGACAAAAAACCCAGUGAAUCGACCCCAACCGUAGUGGGCGCCCCCCUCCCUUUACCUGUGCCCGAUAAACCCGAGAGUGUGGUGUCCCUGACCAGCCAGUGUAGCUACAGUAGCACCAUUGUACAUGUAGGGGACAAGAAGCCCCAGCCAGAGUCGGAGAUCAUAGAGGAGAUGACCGACGGGCCCCAGACCCCGGGGCCACACACCAGCGCCGUGGGCGCCCCUCUCCAGGAGAGGGAGUCUUCCUACAAGAAGCUGGGGCUGACCAGGCAGGUGCUGGCGGCGCACACGCAGAAGGAGGAGCAGGCCUUCCUCUGCCGCAUCCGGGAGCUCCGCGGGGUCACCUCCUUCAAGGCCGACUGCUCGCACUACCUGGAGCGCCAGCGGGGGCACGUCGUCAGUGAUGCUGCGCCCGCCGCCCGGACCUACCAGCAGCCCGGGGCCGAGCCGGGGGCCCGCCGCAACAAGAAGACCAAGUCCAAGCGCGUGAAGCAGAACGCGUCGUCGGACAGCACCGUGUCCCACCACCGCCGGCAGCCGCGACGCGCCCCCCUGCUGCUCCCCCAGGGCCUGAACCAGACGUCCUGGUCGGCCUCCGAGACCUCCUUCUCCAUGGCGUACCCGGCCGUGAUGCCCGGCGGCUACCCCGUGCAGGUCGGCCCCGGCAUGGCCGCCGGCGUGGACCCCUCGCUGGCGGGCUACGCCCAGGCCCCGUCCUACGCGCCCGCCCUCCGCCCCGCCCCGUACGAGGAGCCCGUGGUGGCGCCCGUCCUGGCGCUCAUCCUCCCCAACUACCUCUUCCCUCAGAUGGGCGCGGCGGGCCCGCCCCCUCACCCGCAGGCCUACUACCCGACGGGCCCCGCCGUCUACCCCCCGCCCCACCAGCCCCCCUUCCACCCCGGGGCCUUCGGGGAGCCGCGCCCCUACGGCGGGCCGCCCCCCUACGCGGUGCAGCCUCAGUACCCCCCGGGUCGCCCCUUCGCCCCGCGCGCUCCGGUGUACCAGCCCACCGCGUUCCCCUUCCCCCCGCCCGCCGUGCCGGACGCCUCCAGGGGCUCCUCCACGCCGAGGUCCCCCGGUUGGGGGGGCCAGGAGCCGCCCAGCUCGCCGCCGCCGCUGAUCCAGUCCAGCUGCAGCUCCCCCCUGCAGCUCAACCUGCUGCAGCUGGAGGAGUGGCACCGGCCGCUGGAGUGGCAGGACGGUGCGGCGCUGCCCCCCUGUGGCCUGGGGGGCAACGGCAGCGAGCGGGAGAAAGGAAGGGGGGCAGAGAGGAAGGAGGAGCUUCAGCAGGCGAGUUCCCCUGGCGACGGUAACAACAGCGACGCCACCUCCUCGUCCAGCGACAUGAUGGACAUCUUCCUCCAGGAGGACUCCUGCUCGGGCACCGGCUCGGCCACCUCGGGGUCCAUGGGCUCCGGCUCCAACGGCUGUGACACGUCCAACAGCGGAACGUCCAAGAGCCGGACCUCCAUGAGCAGGACGUCCCGGAGCCAGACGUCAGCCAGCGGGACCUCCGGCAGCGGCAUAGGGAGCAACGACAGCAGCCAAUACUUUGGCAGCGUGGACUCGUCUCAGACCAGCCAGAAAGCCAACGGCCAAUCAAAUGACGGCGAGACCAGGGCCAUCGAGGGGGUACAGAGUGAACACUUCAACAACGAUGUGCAGCGUGUGCUGAGGCAGGACCGGGACAAGCUCCGCCAGCUGCAGAAGAGCCAGCCCCACUUCAGUCAGGAGCAGCGGAGAGAGCUGAUGGAGGUCCACCCCUGGUUGAGAAGAGGCUGUCUGCCCAAGGCCAUAGACAUCAAGCUGUGCUCCUGCUGUAAGGACCCAGAGGAGGCCUCGACCCCCGCAGGACAGCCGUGCUCCGACGGCGUCAACACCCAGACCGAGAUAAGGGAGCUCAGCUGCGUGAGGAAGCCCAGUGAGGGGUCCCAGUGCUCCGCGGGGCCUUCCUGCUCCUGCCUCUCUCCCGGCCCCCCGGCUCCUCCCACUGCCAGCUAGCCCCUCCCCACAGACCCUGAGACUCCGCCUUUUGGCUUUUGCCUAUUUUUUAACCAAACCGCAUUCCGAUAACCCCGUUCCGAUUCCGAAGUUCGAAGGCUUACACAGCAGCACAUUGCAUCCUCAGACCAGGAAGUGCUUUAGAAGAAAUGUUUUUAUAUUUUCUUCACCAUGGACUGUCACUGUUGCGUCAGUGUUAUUUGAGCAUGUACACUGACACACUUUAUUUAUUUGACGUCUCUGAAUAUGUCAAUCUAUAUUUUUAUAUUUUUAUACAGAAACGACUUCCUGCCUCAAAAAUAGAUUUAUAUCUGCCAACAGAUAGCACAAGAGGGACCAGUGUAUGAUGUUUUUAUAGAGCUGUAUGCCUCAGCACUGCUGCUGGCCUUCACACUGGACUACAUACUAAAGAGCAUUUAGUCCAGAGUGGGAAUGGCCUCGGAUGAGAUGCAUACAAAAUGCCUUCAUAGAAAACAGCGUGAAUUAAAAGAAUAAUAAAUAAUGGAACGCAAUUAUAAGCUAAGUGGUUCCCUUUGAGGUCCAACCGUUGAGGCGGAAGCUAAUUUUACCCUCCAUGUCAAGUGUGUGGCCACUUUUGAAGUGGAACUUUUAGGGUUAUUGCAUGGCAUAAAGCAAUUUAACCAGUUAUCAAAGGUCUUUUUUUUCCUAGGCAUUGGCGACUGUGAAUCACAUGAGCCACAAUAUGCUGCUAUAUUGCAAAUUGUUCUGGUUUCUCUAUCUUUUUUUAUAUUUAAUAAAUUGCUGUUGUUGGAGAGGCACUUUAAAUAGCUUGUCUGUUUUUGUCGUUUCUUUCUACUGCAAAGAGCUAGGCCACAAAAGAUGUAUCAGUACGGCUGACUUAUUGGGAGCUCUCAUUAGUUCUCAUUAAAAAUGUAUCAGGAAACUCUUUACAUGGGCUACAA
Messenger RNA from Gadus chalcogrammus (walleye pollock), 7243 nucleotides. It is a transcript of the gene per2, whose product is annotated as period circadian clock 2. Gene Ontology annotation, cellular component: cytoplasm; nucleus. Gene Ontology annotation, molecular function: transcription corepressor binding; transcription cis-regulatory region binding. The record is from RefSeq and is a predicted model, not a curated record. The transcript is spliced from 23 exons. The coding region runs from base 2031 to 6320 and encodes 1429 amino acids. NCBI's taxonomy places the organism in Eukaryota, Metazoa, Chordata, Actinopteri, Gadiformes, Gadidae. Gene Ontology annotation, biological process: entrainment of circadian clock by photoperiod; circadian regulation of gene expression; negative regulation of transcription by RNA polymerase II.